Molecule: messenger RNA, 7405 nt
Organism: Apis cerana (Asiatic honeybee)
Lineage: Eukaryota; Metazoa; Arthropoda; Insecta; Hymenoptera; Apidae
Product: metabotropic glutamate receptor 7
Biological process (GO): G protein-coupled receptor signaling pathway
Cellular component (GO): membrane
Molecular function (GO): G protein-coupled receptor activity
Source: RefSeq, a predicted model, not a curated record
UCGAACCGUACAAGCGGACCGAACUUUGCCCUUCGAUCUUGCCUUUCGAAAAGAGAGAGAGAGAGAAAAAAAGAAGAAAGAAAAAAGAAAAAAGAAAAAAAAGGAAAGAGAAGGAUAAGCGAAAAAUAUCGGAAGGAUAUAUAAGGUUAUCGGAAUGGGUGUUUUCGUGGCUCAUCCUGCGAUGAAAAGUCGAUCGGUCGAGAGAAGAGGAUCAACACCUCUUUUCGAAACGUAGCGGCCCAUCCCUAGGAGGCGAAGCUCGAUCAGCGCCUGCGCCCCGCUAAAUGCCACUAUAAGAAUCUGACCGGCGCUCGUAGGGACUCAGUCCACCCCGUGGUAUACCGGUGUCGCGUUCCCCGUUUCGUUGCAUCUUCCUAUUCUGGGAAUCCCUUUCGUGGACCAGGAGACGUUGUCGCUAUGUUGUUUUUCGUACAUCAGUGACAAAGAACGAACGAUAAGGCGAGCGACUGAGUGGGUCAAGAGAGAGAGAAAGAGAGAGAGCGAGAGAAAAAUAAGAGAGGGCGGAGAGGGUGAAUGACAGAGAGGGAGAGAGCGAGCGAGCAAGGAUAGAAGGAUAGAGAGAGAGAGUGUGUGUGUUCACACUCCCUCGCGCGCGCGAUACAGAAGGAAAAAAGAGUGGAGUGCGAGAAAGUGCGGAGAUUCGUAGGAAGAAAAAAAAGAGAAAGAAAGAGAAAGAGUGGUAGCGCGUAACAGAGAGAAAAAGAGGUUUCCUUUCUCUCCAGUUUUCCGUGAACCUGAUAGACAGGACAGCAUCCCGUCAACGUCAGCAGCGACGUCGGCAUCCUGGACUAUCAACAUAUUAGAAAGCAAUUUAAGCUUUCGCGAACACGAUGAGUGUGGCGAAAAUUUUAACAUGGAUUUCGUGUUCUCUCGUUGUAUGCGAGUGCCACAUUCGGAAGGGGCGCGAUGAAGAUGGCUCGAAGCUUAUACGUAUCAAUGGUGACGUUAUCCUCGGUGGAAUCUUUCCUAUGCACGAACAGGUGGCAGGUUCCAUCGGUCAAUCACCAUGCGGUGCAGUGAAAGAAGAGAAAGGGAUGCAACGUUUGGAGGCUAUGUUGUACGUUUUGGACGAGAUAAAUUCAGACGAUGAUUUAUUACCUAACACCACCUUGGGCGCACUUAUUCUCGAUUCUUGCAGUAGUGACACUUAUGCGCUUGACCAGAGUAUGGAAUUUGUUAGAUCCUAUAUGAAUCAAGAUAUAUCCGAAUAUAAAUGUGAAAAUGACAAACCACCGAUGUACGUGCCCCAUAAACCUGUCACAGGUGUUAUAGGAGCCUCCUUCAGUGUAGUCUCCAUUAUGGUAGCCAAUAUUCUGCGAUUAUUCAAGAUACCACAAAUAAGUUACGCAUCAACGAGCACAGAAUUGUCGGAUAAGAGUCGUUUCGAAUAUUUUAGUAGAGUUGUACCACCAGAUAAUUUUCAAGCUCAAGCCAUGGUGGAAAUCAUUCAUCAACUCGGUUGGAAGUACGUUUCCACGGUUGCGGUUGAAGGUGAUUAUGGAGAGAAGGGAAUUGCCAGUUUUAUCUCAUUAUCAAUGGAAUAUAGUGUCUGCGUAGCAGUUAGCGAGAAAAUCUUGAGAAAUGCAAAAACCGAAGAUUUCGAUAAAAUUGUUGAACGGCUUAGUUCGAAACAUAAUGCCAGAGGUGUCGUUUUAUUUGUCGAUGAGGAUAAUAUAAGAAAACUUUUACAAGCAACAGUUAGAGCCAAUCGUACAGGCCAUUUUAUGUGGAUAGGUAGCGAUUCAUGGGGUGCUAAAGUAUAUCCAGUAAGAGAUCAGGAAUUCGUGGCAGAAGGUGCAAUCACAAUUUUGCCUUAUAGAACAUCUCUUCAAAGUUUUGACGAUUAUUAUUUAAAUCUUCGACCAAGAGUUGACAAUGAAUGUGAUGGUCAAAGUGAAAAUAACGUACCACAUAAAGAAUUGCCCGGAAAAGUAGUGAAUUGUCGAAAUAUUUGGUUUCGAGAAUUUUGGUCUCAACAUCACAAAUGCAGUUUUAAUGCAAACUUGUCAGCUGGUAUGACGCGUUGUACUGGUACGGAAGAAUUAAUUGACUACGAGCAAGAAGGAUUGGUGCCAUUUGUCGUUGAUGCAGUUUAUGCAAUGGCACAUGGUGUUCAUAAUUUAAUAGACGAAGAAUGCGUGAAUAAUGGCAAAACUGCUCAUUAUUUGUGCGAAGAUCUUCGUUCAGCACCGGAUGGUCAACAACUUCUUCAACACAUUCGAAAUGUUAGCUUUAUUGGUCGCCAGGGUACUGAAAUUAAAUUUAAAUCUGAUGGUGAUGCAUAUGGAUUUUAUAAUAUAUAUCAAUAUCAAAGAAAAGAAGAUGGCCGUUUUGAUUAUGUUCUUAUUGGAACAUGGAAAGAGGAAUUGACACUUGAUAUUAAUAUAACAAGAUGGGCAACAGGUGCUGGAGAAAAGCAUAUUCCUCGAAGUUUGUGCAGUGAUAAUUGCCCUCUAGGUCAUGUACGCAAUUUUCAGGAAGCCUGCUGUUGGAGUUGUGUGGCGUGUCGUGAAGACGCUUACGUCUUUAACGACACUUGUCGCAGUUGUGGUCCGGGAUAUGCUCCAGAUGAAACAAUGACAAGUUGCAUCAAACUUACAGCAGAAGUUAUUCCAUGGACUAGUCCUUGGGCAUUGGUACCAUUAAUAUUCGCCUCAAUUGGCAUACUUAGUACUUUAUUCACAACUGUAGUGUUCAUUCGCUUCAACCGUACUCCUGUGAUUAUGGCAUCAGGACGUGAGUUGUGUUACGUAUUGCUAGUAGGAAUUUUAUCGUGUUAUGGUAUGAGUUUUGUAAUAUUAAGCAAACCAACUGUAUGGAAUUGCACAUAUCUGAGAAUUGGACUUGGCUUAUGCUUAAGCAUUUGUUAUAGCGCGAUAUUAACUAAAACAAAUCGAAUAUCACGCAUUUUUAACCAAGGUACAAAAAGUAUAAAAAGACCUUCUUACACAUCACCGAAAAGCCAAGUUGUAAUCGCAAUCGGGAUCACUGCAGUACAAUUAAUUGGUGUUAUUGUUUGGUUAAUCAUUGAACCACCGGAUACUACAGAAAUCCAUCCAUAUCCAUUGUCAGCAGUACUCACGUGUCGUGUUUCCACAUUUUCCCUAAUGAUGUCACUCGUCUACAAUAUGUUUUUAAUACUUAUGUGUACUUUAUAUGCGUUCAAAACACGUAAGAUACCAGAGAAUUUCAACGAAGCGAAAUACAUUGGUUUUACAAUGUAUUCUACAUGCAUUGUAUGGUUAGCUUUCGUACCCAUCUACUUUGGCUCAAACAAUGAUUAUAAGGUACAAAUAGCAAGCAUGUGUAUGUGCAUUAAUAUUUCCGCGUCAGUAGCUCUCGGUUGUCUCUUUACACCAAAAGUAUAUCUAGUACUCUUUCAACCAUAUAAAAAUGUUCGACCUGGACAUACUAAUACGAGUGCACUUCAAAGUGGUAACCGUGGAACAUACAGCAUGCGAUUUUCUGGCGGUCGUAGUCAAACGAUGCAGAGCAUGACCUCCUGUUCUCGAAGCAGUCCACCGGUAUCACGUCCAAGCCAGGACGAGGUAAAACAUGCCAACGAGUAUCAGGCCAGAACUCAUGAGACUACCGUGGAGAUAUACGACGAUGACGAAGAAGAACGCAAGCUCUCCACUAUCCAAGAAGUGUCAGAAUCAAGAGACAUUUCCAGUCCUUCGAUGUUCGCUGAAAAUUGCCGAAAUCGAAGUCGGAAAUCGAUUUCCAGCGAUUCUGAUCAGUCGGGCGAUCCAGUACGUAAAAAUCGCAUGGGAACAAUCAGUUGCAUCUCCGACAAAGUGGUGUGUUAUAAGACAGAAGCAAACAUUUUUCCCAGCGAAGAUCAAACAUUCCACGUCUACAGCGAUUCACCGACUUUUUCCGAUUUUUCAUCAUAAAUCACGACAUUUAAUGUCAAGGUAACGAAAAAAAACUGUCAUUUUUAAUACGUGAAAAUUAUUUAACAGUGCCAAGACGUCUUUUUAGCCUCGCAUUUGUUCUUACAAAGACAAAUUUAGAUAUACAAAUGUGUAUAUGCAAAUGUGAAAUUAAUGAUCAAAAUAUUUAAAAAUCAAAUAUUUAUCUUUUAUAUAGAAAAGAUUUAUUUUUAAUUUAUUUAAUAUUAUUAUAAUAUUAUUUUUGAUUUUCUUCUUGACUUUUGUCAAUAAUUUAUUUAUUUAUUUAUUUAAGUUUUAAACUAACACUAGUAUUAUUAAUAUUAAUAUUUUUAAUAUUAGUGCUUUAUAUAGUAUUUAUAUAAAGUAAAAGAAUAUAAUUAAUGUUACGUUGCUUCAGUAAACAAAGAUAAUAAUAUUAAUUAAUUAGUUCCUUAUAUUCUUAUAUUAAUUAAUUAGUUCCUUAUAUUAUAUAGUAUUUCUUAGAAAUGAAUAUUGCAAUAUUUCGUAUUAUAAUAUUCAAUCAAAAUUUAUGACACAUGUACAAAAAUAUUUAUACUUGUUUUAUAUUAAAUACUACAUAAUAUUAAUUUACUUUAUAAAAAAAGAACGUUUUAAUUAAAAUUUUGAUAGAAUAAUAAUAUAAUAGACAUUGUACACAUUUAUUUAUAAAUUAUUUUACGAAAAUAUUAAAUAUUUUAUUGAUAAAAUUUAUAAUUAUAUUCUUUGAUAUAUAAAAAUAUAAAUUAUAAAUAUCUUUAUUAAAGUUAUAGAAAUAUUUUAUUUUAUUAGUUUUUGAUACAGAUUACUCUAGAAGUACGCAAUAAAUAAAUUAAAUUUUUUUUUAAAACUUAUUAGAAUCUUUUAUACAGAAUAUUUAAAAAAUCAAAUAACUAUUAUAUUAUAACUAUUAUACUAUAUAUUGAUUGGAUAAAUGGUUCAUAAACAUUUGUAAAUCUCUUGAAUUAUUAGACAUAUAAGAUACACAAAUGCAGAUAUUUACAAAAGUAAAUUUCGCUUGAAGUCGUUCGUAAGCAUUUGUCGUUAAACUAUGAAAAACAAUAAUCUCUCAUCUGCUAUGAAUGCACAAAGUGUAAAAUGUGUUAAAUGCACGAAGUGUAUUUAAAGUACCGAUAUUUUUAAAAACAUUUAAAUACAAUAAUUAUUGUAUACUUCUAGUUAAUCUGUAUAAAGAAAUCGUAUUAUCAAAUAAUUUCAUUAUUACUUUCAUUUUAUUACUUCUUAUUUCAUUACAAUUUUAAUUCAAAUUUUUUUUUGUCUAUUUUAAUUUAUUAUAAAUAAUAAUUAUAUUUAAAUAAAAAUAAUAUUUUACAAUUAUGCGAAAUAAAAUAUUCAUUCAAAUUACUAAUAAAAAAUAAAAUAAAAAUAAAGAUUUUCACUUCAGACUGCAAAUAAUUAUUAAAUAUUGUUAGUAUUAUAUAAUCUCAGGUAAUUUCUUAUUGUUUCGUUUUUUUUAUUUAUUUUUUAAAUUAUUAUAUUUAUAUUUUAUAAUUUAUUUUAUAUAUUUUAUAUAUUUUAUAUAAAAUAUUUAUUUUGUUUAUAUAUUUUUAUAUAUUAUAAAAAAUCUUUUUAAAUUAUUAAUCAAAUAUUCUACAUUUAAUGGAAAAAUAAAAUUUUUCCAUGGUAUUAUACCAAAGUUAAUAGAUAAAUAUUACAAUAGUUAGUACAAUAAAAUAAUAUUGGAAAUAAAAUGUCCAAUAUAGUAAAUAAAUGUGUACUUUUACAAAUAUAUAUAACUGCCGACUACUAAACAGUCAAAAUAGUUAUAAAAAACAAAAUUAGAUGUAGGUCGUGUGCGUGUGUAAAUGUGUAUGGAUAUUUGUCUAAACAUGUGCCAACGCUGAGAGAAGUUACAUAAAUAAAUAAAAUAUUGUAUUAUAAAAUGAUUUCGAAUGAAGACAAGUUUGAAAUAAGACGCCAUAUUCACAUUCAAAUAUUUAUAUUAAAUGUAUUAAAUUGUUAAUGUUAAUUAUAUAGAUAUUUAUUUAUCAUAUAUUAUUAUAUAUUGUACAAAAAUUAGAAAUAUAUUAUUUUAUGUACUAUCAAUUUUUUAGAAAAUUGUUUGACAAUUAAGCCAUGCAUUAAGAGUUUAAAAAAGUUUAAAAAAGUUUAAAAAGUUUAAUGAUAUCGCGAGUAUAAUAAAUUAAUUUCUAAAGAAAUAAUUAAUUAUACUCGCUACUAUAUCUUGAAAAUAUUUAUAUACAAUGUGCUUAUUGUUAAAACAUCUCUGAAAAUCAUAUAAAAAUCAAAAUGAUUAAACAUUUUUGGUUGAUUUAAAUUAUUAUUUUUAUUUAUUGAUAAUUAUAAUAAAGUAAAAAACAAUGUAACAGGUUUAUAUUUUAAAAUAUUAAAAAUAUUUUAUGUAAUAUUGCUUUAUUAUUUAAUAAAUUGAUAAAUAGAUAAAUAGAUAAAUUAUUUAAUAUGAGUAUUUAAUUUAAUUCAGAUUAAUUUUCUAAUAAAAUGGAAUAGAAUAAAAAAAUAAUGAACAACCAAAGAUGUUUAAUUUUUAUUUAUCGAUUAAAUGAAAAAUUUGGAUUGUCACAGAAGCAUAGACAACGAAAAUUCUAGAGCCAAUACAAAAAUGUUUCGACGAAAGUUCGAGAUAGUUUAAUAAGCUACAAACAACAAUUAUAAGACUUAAGAAUUAUGCAAUUCUAAUGAUUAUGAAAAUCAAAGAUUAUCCUAAGCCUUUUUAAGGUUCAUCAAUAGAGGAAGAAUUUAUCCAACUUCUCAAUGUGCUUUGGAAUUUAUUACAAUUGUUAUAGAUAUAAAUAAAUGUAUUAUAUAAUUAGAUAACUCAAAUUCGAGUACACCUGAUUAGUCUCUUCUAAUAAUGAAUGCAAUGGUGACCUGAUAGGUAGUUUCAUACAAAAAACAAAGGUCAAUUUAUUCGUACUUUACGUUUUAGAUACAAUAAUAUCCAUGCGUAUAUGAUCCACGAUACUAAAAUGAUAUUAACAUGUUAUAUAGUUUUAAGAAAAAUUCGAAUAUCUAUAAAUACAAUUUAUUGUAUGUUUAUAUGUUUAGAGUGAAUAUGUAUAAAUAUAUGAAACGACAUACAAGAAAAUAACGAAUAUAAAUUAAUAAGUGAAAUAGUGAGCUGUUGAUUAUAAGAUUUCUCAUUUUUCAAAUACAAUUUUAUAUUCUGGUGUCAACCAUGGAAUUAAAUUAUAAUUAUACAUUUGUAACAUAAAAACCUCAAACUUCAUGAUCAAUCAAUAAAUAAUAAUACAAAAAAAAUGAUUUAUUUUAUUUAACAAUAUUUUUAUUAUAUUUUUUUUUAACAUUAAAUAUUACAUCAAAUCGAAUAACAAGAUAUAGAUCAAGAUACAAUAGCUUAUAUUUUAUUUGCUGUGUAGCGAAUAAUAAAUAAUUAACUAUAACUAAAUAUAAAAUAAUUAAUUUUUGAUUAAGAUUCAUUUUACAAUAAUCUAAAAUAUAUAUACAUGAUGUAUAAAAAUAAAAAAGAA